AUGAGCUUCGAUACAUCUUCCAAUAAUGUCACUAAACCAGAACGGAGAUAUUAUGACCGUUCGAAAACUGACGACCUUCAUAUAUCACGGACGGACAUGAAUAUGUUGAUAAUGAAUUAUUUAGUAACGGAGGGCUUCAAAGAAGCAGCAUUGAAGUUUCAACAAGAAGCAGGCUUACAGGAGCCAGCACUCUGCAGUUCAUUGGAUGAGCGCAUUAUGAUAAGAGAGGCUGUUCAGGGAGGAAGAAUACCUGAAGCAAUCUCUAUGGUCAAUGAUUUACAUCCAGAAUUGUUAGACAAUGACAGAUACCUGUAUUUUCAUUUACAACAACUACAAUUAUUGGAGCUGAUAAGAGCAGGCAGAGCAGAAGAAGCUUUAGCAUUCGCAAGUGCCACACUAGCUGAGGCCGGAGCUAAUGACCGCAAUGCUCUUACUGAAUUAGAGCGAUCACUAGCUCUCCUAGCCUUCCCAGACCCACAUUCAUCACCAUUUGCCGAUUUAUUACUUCCUUCUCAUAGCCAAAAGAUUGCUAGUGAACUAAAUGCUGCAAUAUUAAAAAUGGAGAACCAAGAAUAUACCAACCCCAAACUGUGUAGCCUUCUGCGAAUGAUUCUUUGGUCUCAAAAUGAGCUCGACAAACACAAUGUCAAGUACCCCAAGAUGACAGACUUGGCCAAUGCUACCAUAGAACAGCCUAAA
Messenger RNA from Brenthis ino (lesser marbled fritillary), 699 nucleotides. NCBI's taxonomy places the organism in Eukaryota, Metazoa, Arthropoda, Insecta, Lepidoptera, Nymphalidae. The record is from the annotation of a GenBank genome assembly.